This is a messenger RNA of Drosophila biarmipes, 4735 nucleotides long. RefSeq names its product involucrin (gene Pvf3). Gene Ontology annotation, molecular function: growth factor activity. The transcript has 7 exons. Gene Ontology annotation, cellular component: membrane. Gene Ontology annotation, biological process: hemocyte migration. Bases 836 to 2839 code for a protein of 667 amino acids. The record is from RefSeq and is a predicted model, not a curated record. NCBI's taxonomy places the organism in Eukaryota, Metazoa, Arthropoda, Insecta, Diptera, Drosophilidae.
UUUGUUAAAGCUCUAACGAAACAUUAGAUUCCUGCAAGACAACUUUUUAUAAAAACUUUUCAUAUCAAAACUUCUAAUUACAAGGGAAAUUCUAUGGCGGCGAUUUGAGAUAAGCUUUUUAGAGUUUUUGAUAAUCCCUGGACCGUUUUGAAAAUAAUACCGGGAAAGACGUAUCCUCGGGCUGUGCCGAAGACUGUAAAAGCUAUGAGGCCAGGCAUCUUGUUAUGGUUCUAUUCGAGAUGGUUAUCGAAUCGAUUGGAUUGCAUUUUCCCCUUAAAUUUUCUCUCUUGUGGAUUGCAACAUUGUGGACCGUGGACGCAUCCGCAUCUUCUGCCAGCGACUGAGGCCCAUUCGAGAUCCCGUGUGCCAGUCGUUAUCUGAACGUCGGGAACUGUGGAUUUGUCCGCCCCUCCGUGGAGCCUCGCGACCUGAACCUACCAUUUACCGGAGCAAAUUACCAUCUAUGAAACUCCGCCAUCUGGCCGAGGAAGUCAAAACAAACAAAUCAUUGCACAAACAAGCCGCCACGUAACACCGCACAUACAGAUAGAUAUACGCACCGGAGAUAUAUACUCGGAUGUGCGAACAAUUUUUUUAAAACAUUAAGGAUUUAUUGCCAGUUAUAAACAAUUAAAAUUCCUUUUAAACAAAUAAUAACGAAAUAUUCAAGUUGUCAACAAGUGUCAGAGCAUAAGGCGGCAAUAUUAAUUGCAAAUUGUCGGACAAAAGAAAUGCUUUAAACAAAACAAACGACAAAGAAGCGUGCACAAAAAACGCGUGUGAGAACAAGCAAAACAAAGAGCAAAUUAUUUCUAGAAAAGCGACAGUAAAAACAAUGAACUCCCCCAGGGGACACCGAAUGAUCUUCAAAAUGUACUGGCUAAUUCUGAUACUAAUGCCCCUUGCUUGGGCCAACGGGAGCGAUUUAAAGGGAGCACCUGUGAUGACCACAGAGGGCUCCACUUCGGCUCAUCGAAACGCCCAUCAGCAGCAGCGGUUGCAGCAACUGCAGGAGGCGCAGCAACUGGAGGCCCAUCAGCAACAUCAUCAUCAUUUGCGGCACGAGCAGCACUUGCGGGCCGAGCUGGAGGGGAAUCGCCAGCCGUCGAUCGAGAACUUCGAAAUGGGUGGGUCCAAGAGGGCCUUCAUCGAUCCCCAGUUGCCCAUGCAGCAGCACCACUUGCGCCACCACAAUCGUCACCAUCUGAGCUGGGAGCAGAGGGUCUUUCCCUCGUUGCGUCAUCAGCAACAUCGCUUGGCCCUUGGAGCCAGUACGCCCCGAAAUAUUAUAACCACCGAGGCACCCACCACCACACAUCAUGGUCUGAUCUCAAACCACUCGCGCUACUUUGACAGGGAUGGCAUCUUUCCCUCCUGGGCUGAGCCGCGAUCCACCAGGGGUCCCAACUGGCGACAGGAAGUGGAUUCCAGCGACUCCGAUGAGGAUAGCGAUGAGGAUGCCGACGACGAGGAUUAUGAGUACGAUGAGGAUGCCGAUUCCAAUGGGGUCGAUGAAGAACUGGCCCGCCAAAUGCCCCGGUACUCUUUGUUCACCCAGAAGCUACCGCACAUUGACUUGAAGGAGCCCGAUUACAAUGCCUACGAUCAGUCGGAUGAACUUGAUAUAGUUUCGAAUAAAAAUAGUAAUCAUAAUAGUAACAAACACCCCAGUGUAGCCAAUCCGCACGACAAGUCCGCUGGCAAACGCAACAUAUUCGACUGGUUGUUCAAGCAAGACAGGGAAAAAGAGGUUGUUAAAAAACCACACACCACAACCACAACAACGACGACCACCACUUCGACAACCACAACCGUAAGGCCCAUGGUGCGCACGGAAAGGCCAAAACUGCAAUUAAUAGAUGCCAAUCUGAGGAACAACGGUGGCGAGGAGGAGGACUCCAACGAGGAUUCGGACUCCGAGUCGGAGGAGGGCUUCUCCAACGAACAGUGGAACAAAAUCGAGCACGAGCACCACCUCAGGCAGCAGAAGCACCAGAAGGAACUGCUGGCGAUGCGCGAGAAGAGCAGGAACACCCCUCUCAUAAGAAACAUUGAGAAUGAGGUAAGUGCUGCAAAGACAUUAGAAGACAACGAUGGCCAUGAUGUGGAGAACAUCUAUGCACGCAACUACAUAGCUGGAAAGGUGACCCAGAAGAAGGAGGACCCGCUGGCAACCCCCGAGGCGGCGAUGAAGGCGAGACGCCUGCACGCCCAAAAGCUGAAAAGUGAGAGAGCCCUGGCCCACGCCCACAUGAACCAGGUGCUGAAGGAGGCCACCUGCCGAGUCCCCCAGAAGCGGUGCCAGCUGGUCCAGCAGGACCCCUCGAAGAUCUACACGCCCCACUGUACCAUUCUGCACCGCUGCAGCGAGGACAGUGGUUGUUGUCCGAGCAGAAGCCAAAUCUGCGCCGCCAAGAGCACCCACAACGUUGAGCUGCAUUUCUUCGUGAAAAGCACCAAACAUCGGAGUGUCAUCGAGAAGCGAACCUUUGUGAAUCACACGGAGUGCCACUGCAUCGAGCGAUCGACCUACAACGAGGACACGGCCAUGGCCAACUACGGGCAGUCGGUGGUGCGGGCCACCAUACUGAGUUGCACCUGUCCGAAGAGCUUCGAGAAGAUCCUGCAGGACGACGGGCAGUGCCGGUGCGACUGCAGUUCCGGAAACUACGACUGCGAUUGGCUGAAGAGGGGCAACGAGCACUUCGCCAUGAACGAUCGCAAGUGCAUACAACAGGGUCGCUGCAAGCCGCCCACCUGUGAGUUCGGCCCCUACAUGGACAAACAUGGUCGCUGUCCCAAGCAACACGAACAACCCGCCUAUAAUGCCAUGUCAUAAGCGAUGAAUCUCCCCGGGGAAGAGCAGAGCAAAGCCAGGAAAAGUAUUAUUCAGUCUGAGGCACACUCAAAAGCGGACGAGAAGGGAAACUAGAGAAAAUUUCCUUUUCUAACAAGAGUAAAAGCAAAAAGUGAGACGUGAAUUUAGUUGCAUAUCCUAUACAAAACCAAACGAAAGUAAAGCGAAAGGAAAUCUAUUUCUACACUGGGAUGGGUCGAUUUGUUAGAGAAUACACUUAAUUUCCCAGAAAAAUUUCAAAAAUGUUAAAUUCAAUAAAGACAAGUCUGCUCUUAUAUGACCUUAGCUCUGAAAAUAACCAAAACCAAGUUUCAGCAGCUUAGGAACUGGCAGUUUUAAAUCAAAACUACAUUUUAAAAGAGUAGUCUCAAAUAGUCGAAAAUAAAUAACUCAUUUUUUAGCAACAAAAAAAUCGAUCCACCCAAAGAUACACAUACUCAUUACGUAUUUGUAUAUCAGCUGAUUGUGUAUUAGAUGUAUUAAGAGCACAACGCUGUUUGUCCUCAAUCCAAUAAGCCAUUUAAAAUAAUUGAAAACAAAAAAACCGUCAUUCAAAAAUCUACAUACUUAGCAAAAGGAAAUAAGACUUUUUUGCGCAUGUUUUACUCAAUACGACACUGUAGCAUUGUUCAUGAGUGUUUCGAAUAUUCAAAAUCCACAAAAAACCAGAGUGAAUUAUGUGUAUUUUAUGCGUAUGCUAAAUGAAAUUCCAAAUAUAUAAAUUGACUGCGUUUUUAGUUUUAAUUGACUAAUGUUAUGUUAUUUAAUUAUAAUAAACACACGAAAACAAAAACAAAUAAUUAAAUUACAAAUGAAAUCAAUUUAUGAGCGAAAUAUAUUGUUCAUGUUAAUUAAGCUAAGUUUUAACACAAAUCAAACAAAGCCAAUCCUUGAAAAAUCGCAACAAAAACAAAAUUAAAUUUUCAUAUUUAAUUUCUAGUCAAAUUUUAAUUUUGUUUUUUCUACGACCAUGAAUGUUUAAUCGAAUGCGAAACCCGCCAUUGAACUCACUAAGGCAAAAGGCAUUUAAGGCGGAUAACACAAAAUAUAGGAAUUAAUCCAUUGAAAUAUAUCAAGAUAAAUGUAUAAACCAUAUAAACGUAACUAGGCCACAACCUCUCUUGCUUUUUUCCUGCAUUUGAUAGUGACACCUUAAGCAAAGUUAGGAUAUAUCCAGUAUCGCGUGAGUUCAUCUUGAGAGCAAACUAUCUUAAACGAAAUUUCAUUCUCAUUUGAUUCGAGCCCAGCCCCUAGUUAAGUUACAUAAAACAUAUUUCCACACCAAGCACUGUAUAUAUAUUUUAGAUAAAACCUACAUUUAAGCGGCACCCAAAAUGAAACCACUCGGCACGAAUUAUGGCACACAAUCAUGUCCUGGAUUGCAUUACGCAUUUGCAUAUUAAUGACAUUUGCACUCUGGCAAUCGAUGAGCUCAAUUAUUAAUUUCAAACGGAAUUUGGGGCUUCAAUUAUUGUGAAUUUAUUUACCCAUUGGCCAGACACCAAAUGCCGUUUAAUGGCCUGUGCCUCAUUUCUAUUUACCCUAUAUUAUUGCAUGUGGGCCAUAAUUUGCGGGCGAUCUAUUUGCUCAAGGUAAAAUAUUUAUUUAAAUUCGCACCCCACUUUCGAGUAAGCAUACGCAUAUAGAAAACGCAAUCUCAAUGCGACGUUGAAUGUGACGUGAAUAUUUCAAUAAAUCUGUGUAAUUGUUAAUAGAAGCUACCACAAGAUACCAAGCAGAAUAUACGGAAGAUUACAUUUCAAAAUGAUUUUAUUUACAACUUUUAGCAUAAAUUUUAAUGUAUAAAAACGAAUGUAAGCGUUAAGCUGAAAAACAAAACCAUACUAAUAAAAGAAACAUAUUAUUACUAUGCAAAAA